This is a messenger RNA of Cherax quadricarinatus, 2118 nucleotides long. Its product is annotated as trypsin-1-like. Gene Ontology annotation, biological process: proteolysis. The record is from RefSeq and is a predicted model, not a curated record. Lineage: Eukaryota; Metazoa; Arthropoda; Malacostraca; Decapoda; Parastacidae. Gene Ontology annotation, molecular function: serine-type endopeptidase activity.
CAGUGUGAUGUGAUACAGCAGUGUACCUGGCGCUCACUGUGAAGCCGCAACCCUGCAGUACUUUUUAUAAAUGCCGAAUGAACUAUACACUGAUCAUAAGGACGAUUAUGCUGGUACUGGUAAAUUUGAGUGUGCUUGCAGCUGUCACUGUCGGGAUUGGUGGUAGCGAGGCAAGAACUCGUUAUUUCCGCUGUGGUGGUCAAGCAAGUCUUCAAGUUGAUCAAUUUAUCUCCUUCAGAUCUCCCAAUCAUCCCUUACAAUACCCAAGGCCUUCACAGUGUAUAUGGAGUGUUACAGCACCGGCAAACACCGAUCUUAAGGUAACUUGUCCUACCUUCGCUGUAAAGCCAAGUGCUGGUUGCCAAGAUGACGUAUUCUACGUCUUUUCCAGUGCCAUUAUUAACGAGGCCAUCAGCAGCAAGUAUUACUGUGGAACGGGAAGCCUAAAUAUUCUCAUACAUAACAACAGUUUUGCUGCAGUGUUCCUUUCCAAGUACAUGCAGUAUGCUACCUAUUACACAGGUUUUCGCUGUACUGUCAGUGUAGUAAAGAAGACAGUUACCUCAUCUACCACCUCUACUGUUGCGCUGAGGACGACAGCAGCUCCCAGUGAAAUUUCUUCAGUGUGUGGAGUGAAGGGGACCUCUCGGAUUGUUGGAGGUGAAGAUGCUGAUGUGAACGAGUGGCCAUGGCAAGCAGGAAUCCGUCAAAUGUCUAAUGGAGAACUAUUCUGCGGUGCAGUCCUCAUAGACACUCAGUGGCUGGUGACAGCCGCGCACUGUCUUGUGCCAUUCAAUAUAGAAGACAUCUUCAUAAGCUUGGGAAAUCACGAACUAGCUUUGGGAAACACAACGCCAUACACAAGACUCUUGAGCAUAGCUGAAAAGAUUGUGCAUGAAAAUUACAAUCCUUUUACCGUGGACAACGACAUUGGUUUAAUACGCCUAAGUGGACCCAUUCAGUACAAUGAAGGUGUGAGACCCAUCUGUCUACCGUGUCAAUAUGCAUCGUACAACCUGAGUGGGGAACAUGGCACCGUGACUGGGUGGGGGACACUUAGCAAUAAUGGAGAGCAGAGUGCAGUGUUGCAGAAGGUGGAGCUGCCAAUACUGACAACUGAUGAAUGUCAGGUCUAUAUGGGCAAUACUGUGACAGAUAAUAUGAUAUGCACGUACCUGCCAGGUCAAGAUGCUUGUAAAGGGGAUUCUGGGGGCCCACUAAGCUGGUCCAUGGGAGAUCACUACUACCUGCUAGGAGUGGUGUCCUUUGGUGUAGGAUGUGCCUCAGAGCAAUACCCAGGAGUCUACACUAAAGUUACAAACUAUCUACAGUGGAUAAAGAACAAGACAGCCAUCAACCUCUGUCCUCAAGAAUCCAAAAUAUUUAGUGAAAUAAAUAUACCAUUAUAGGAAUGAUGAACAUCAUGUAACUGCUGAACUUGGAACAUCACGAAGCAACUGAACCUUGAACAUCACGAAGCAACUGAACUCUGUACAUCAUGAAGCUACUGAACUCUGUAUAUCACAAAGCUACUGAACUCUGUACAUCAUGAAGCUACUGAACUCUGUAUAUCACAAAGCUACUGAACUCUGUACAUCAUGAAGCUACUGAACUCUGUAUAUCACGAAGCUACUAAAUUCUGUACUUCAUGAAACUAUUGAACUCUGAACAUCAUGAAGCUACUGAACUCUGUACAUCACGAAGCUACUGAACUCUGUACAUCAUGAAACUACUGAAUUCUGUACAUCACGAAACUAAUGAACUCUGUACAUCAUUAAGCUACUAAAGCUAUGGGACUUUAUUACAUUUAUGGAGAAGUGCUGCACCUAUAGGGGUCAAACAGCAUCUGAGGAAUGAAAGGCAAUUGGAUGAUCCAAGGGAAGGAUAGCUCCAGUUCAUCAAAUCAAGAGCCUCUCAGAGGCAUUACUUGAACUCCUACUGUGCCACUAAGUGCUGGAUUCCAACUCCAGGGUCCUCACUUCAGGUGUUACUUCUAGGCUCGUUAUGUUAUCAUCAAUUUAACCAAGAUGAUUUUAAUUCAAUUUAAAAUAAACAAUGAUCUACUAGCCUCGAUUUUGUUGACUGCUUGAAUUAAAAACAAAAGAGCAUUGUUUUUAA